Messenger RNA from Lineus longissimus, 4545 nucleotides. RefSeq names its product mucin-19-like. NCBI's taxonomy places the organism in Eukaryota, Metazoa, Nemertea, Pilidiophora, Heteronemertea, Lineidae. The record is from RefSeq and is a predicted model, not a curated record. Bases 1 to 4545 code for a protein of 1514 amino acids. The transcript has a single exon.
AUGGUACGCCACUCAGUUUAUACUCCAGUGACAGGAGGACCUAAUUCAAGGUCGAACAAAAUGAUGAAGGAUGAGUCCUCAGUAUAUUCAAUUUGCUUCUUUGCAGUCAAAGGUUUCAAGGUUUUGACAGUUAAGUAUUUGGCCAGGCCCACCACGACAACAAGCCCUCCAACAGAGGCUCCUUCAACACCAGAAGAGGACGUGGAUGAUGAUGAGACCAUGGACAAGACAACCGGUGCUCCCGAAACAACCCAUAGUCACAUUGAAGCAGAAGCGACACUUCAAACGUCCAAGAUGUUAGAUAUGUUGGGUUCUUCCAAUGAAUCUGUGUUGGUUAACAAGAUUAUCACACCAACACCAAGCUACAGGGACAGUUCGAUGAAGCACCCUUCCUCAUUUACUUUACUUGACUUGAUGACAUCAGUCUCCCCUAGUGAUGUGACUCCACCUGGAAAUGUUGGAGUGUCCCAACCCGAGUCACAACCAGAAUACUCUAUCAUGCUGUCCAUUCUGGAACAAGGUGUCAAGUCUACCCAUAUUGAACUCGAACCUACUCCAACUUUAACCAGUGUUAAAGCUACAUCUCAUUUCAACCAAACUACCCCUGCACUGGAAAGUGCAGUCCUGACACCUUCACACUCUUACCAGAUGACCACCCCUGUCGUAACUACAAGUACAAGUGGUGAAUCUAACACAGCGAUAGAGGGAACAACAGAUGCAUCGGAAGUGGCUGGUGAAAUAAGCUCAACUGGUGGUGGUAGUGUAACAACGGUGGCUGCUGGUACCGGCACAAUUCCAACCCCAGGCAGUAGUGGCACAGCUGAAUCAUCUGGUGGAAGUAGUGAAACCUCUGCUUCUGGUGGUAGUGGCACAAGUGCAGCUUCUGGUGAUAGGGGCACAACUACAGCUUCUGGUGAUAGUGGUACAACUACAGCUUCUGGUGAUAGUGGCACAACUACAGCUUCUGGUGAUAGUGGUACAACUGGAGCUUCUGGUGAUAGUGGCACAACUACAGCUUCUGGUGAUAGUGGCACAACUACAGUUUCUGGUGAUAGUGGCACAACUGCAGCUUCUGGUGGUGGUGGCACAAUCACAGCUUCUGGUGAUAGUGGCACAACUACAGUUUCUGGUGAUAGUGGCACAAGUGUAGCUUCUGGUGAUAGUGGCACAACUACAGCUUCUGGUGAUAGGGGCACAACUACAGCUUCUGGUGAUAGUGGCACAACUGGAGCUUCUGGUGAUAGUGGCACAACUACAGCUUCUGGUGAUAGUGGCACAACUACAGUUUCUGGUGAUAGUGGCACAACUACAGCUUCUGGUGGUGGUGGCACAAUCACAGGUUCUGGUGAUAGUGGCACAACUACAGUUUCUGGUGAUAGUGGCACAACUACAGCUUCUGGUGAUAGUGGCACAACUACAGUUUCUGGUGAUAGUGGCACAACUGCAGCUUCUGGUGCUGGUGGCACAAUCACAGCUUCUGGUGAUAGUGGCACAACUACAGUUUCUGGUGAUAGUGGCACAACUGCAGCUUCUGGUGGUGGUGGCACAAUCACAGCUUCUGGUGAUAGUGGCACAACUGCUGCUCCUGGUGAUAGUGGCACAACUACAGUUUCUGGUGAUAGUGGCACAACUGCAGUUUCUGGUGAUAGUGGCACAACUGCAGCUUCUGGUGAUAGUGGCACAACUACAGCUUCUGGUGAUAGUGGCACAACUACAGUUUCUGGUGAUAGUGGUACAACUGGAGCUUCUGGUGGUGGUGGCACAACUACAGCUUCUGGUGAUAGUGGCAUAACUGCAGCUUCUGGUGAUAGUGGCACAACUACAGCUUCUGGUGGUGGUGGCACAAUCACAGCUUCUGGUGAUAGUGGCACAACUGCUGCUCCUGCUGAUAGUGGCACAACUACAGUUUCUGGUGAUAGUGGCACAACUACAGUUUCUGGUGAUAGUGGCACAACUGCAGCUUCUGGUGGUGGUGGCACAACUACAGUUUCUGGUGAUAGUGGCACAACUGCAGCUUCUGGUGGUGAUGGCACAAUCACAGCUUCUGGUGAUAGUGGCACAACUACAGUUUCUGGUGAUACUGGUACAACUGGAGCUUCUGGUGGUGGUGGCACAACUACAGCUUCUGGUGAUAGUGGCAUAACUGCAGCUUCUGUUGAUAGUGGCACAACUACAGCUUCUGGUGAUAGUGGCACAACUACAGCUUCUGGUGAUAGCGGCACAACUACAGCUUCUGGUGAUAGUGCCACAGCUGCACCUUCUGUUGAUAGUGGCACAACUGCAGCUUCUGUUGAUAGUGGCACAACUGCAGCUUCUGUUGAUAGUGGCACAACUACAGCUUCUGGUGAUAGUGGCACAACUACAGCUUCUGGUGAUAGGGGCACAACUACAGCUUCUGGUGAUAGUGGCACAACUGGAGCUUCUGGUGGUGGUGGCACAAUCACAGCUUCUGGUGAUAGUGGCACAACUGCAGCUUCUGCUGGUAGUGGCACAGUCACUGCUUCUGGUGAUGGUGGCACAACCACAUCGUUUGGUGGCAGUGGCACAACUGCAGCUUCCAAUGAUAGGGGCACGAUUGCCGUUUCUGUCAGUUCCAGUGAUGGAGGAUCAACCAGCGUUGCAGUCACAACUAUUAUUGAUAGUGGUGAUACGGACUCCGUCACAACUGCUGUUGAUGGCCAUGCUACAGACUCUGUCACAAUUAUUGAUGCUAGCCAUGAUACAGACCCAGUCACAACUGCUGGAGGUAGCCAUGAUACAGACCCAGUCACAACUGCUGGAGGUAGCCAUGCUACAGACCCAGUCACAAUUGCUGGUGGUAGCCAUGAUACAGACCCAGUCACAACUGCUGGAGGGAGCCAUGAUACAGACCCAGUCACAACUGUUGGUGGUAGUCAUGAUACAGACCCAGUCACAACUGCUGGUGGUAGCCAUGCUACUGACCCAGUCACAACUGCUGGUGGUAGCCAUGCUACAGACCCAGUCAUAACUGUUGGUGAUAGUCGUGAUACAGACCCAGUCACAACUGCUGGUGGUAGUCAUGCUACAGACUCAGUCACAACUGCUGGUGGUAGUCACGAUACAGACCCAGUCACAACUGCUGGUGGUAGCCACGAUACAGACCCAGUCACAACUGCUGGUGGUAGUCAUGAUACAGACCCAGUCACAACUGCUGGUGGUAGUCAUGAUACAGACCCAGUCACAACUGCUGGUGGUAGUCAUGAUACAGACCCAGUCACAACUGCUGGUGGUAGUCACGAUACAGACCCAGUCACAAUUGCUGGUGGUAGUCAUGAUACAGACCCAGUCACAACUGCUGGAGGUAGUCAUGAUACAGAACCAGUCUCAACUGCUGGUGGUAGUCAUGAUACAGACCCAGUCACAAUUGCUGGUGGUAGUCAUGAUACCGACCCAGUCACAACUGCUGGUGGUAGCCAUGAUACAAACCCAGUCACAACUGCUGGAGGUAGCCAUGAUACAGACCCAAUCACAAUUGCUGGUGGUAGUCAUGAUACAGACCCAGUCACAACUGCUGGUGGUAGCCAUGAUAAAGACCCAGUCACAACUGCUGGAGGUAGUCAUGAUACAGACCCACUCACAACUGCUGGUGGUAGUCAUGAUACAGACCCAGUCACAACUGCUGGUGGUAGCCAUGCUGCAGACCCAGUCACAACUGCUGGUGGUAGUCACGAUACUGACCCAGUCACAACUGCUGGAGGUAGCCAUGAUACAGAACCAGUCACAAUUGCUGGUGGUAGUCAUGAUACAGACCCAGUCUCAACUGCUGGUGGUAGUCAUGAUACAGACCCAGUCACAGCUGCUGGUGGUAGUCAUGAUACAGGCCCAGUCACAACUGUUGGUGGUAGUCAUGAUACAGACCCAGUCACAACUGCUGGUGGUAGCCAUGCUACUGACCCAGUCACAACUGCUGGUGGUAGCCAUGCUACAGACCCAGUCACAACUGUUGGUGAUAGUCAUGAUACAGACCCAGUCACAACUGCUGGUGGUAGUCAUGCUACAGACCCAGUCACAACUGCUGGUGGUAGUCAUGAUACAGACCCAGUCACAACUGCUGGUGGUAGUCAUGCUACAGACCCAGUCACAACUGCUGGUGGUAGUCACGAUACAGACCCAGUCACAACUGCUGGUGAUAGUCAUGAUACCGACCCAGUCACAACUGCUGGUGGUAGCCAUGAUACAGAUCCAGUCACAACUGCUGGAGGUAGCCAUGAUACCGACCCAGUCACAACUGCUGGAGGUAGCCAUGAUACCGACCCAGUCACAAUUGCUGGUGGUAGUCAUGAUACAGACCCAGUCACAACUGCUGGAGGUAGCCAUGAUACAGACCCAGUCACAACUGCUGGUGGUAGUCAUGAUACCGACCCAGUCACAACUGCUGGUGGUAGCCAUGCUACCGACCCAGUCACAACUGCUGGAGGUAGCCAUGAUACAGACCCAGUCACAACUGCUGUUGUCACUACUGCAACUAGUACCACCGUUGCCACUGAUGUCUCCACUGUUAAUCCUGACAACAUUGCUUUAUAA